Quercus robur (English oak) is the source of this 2271-nucleotide messenger RNA. Its product is annotated as MLO-like protein 6. The record is from RefSeq and is a predicted model, not a curated record. Bases 320 to 2077 code for a protein of 585 amino acids. NCBI's taxonomy places the organism in Eukaryota, Viridiplantae, Streptophyta, Magnoliopsida, Fagales, Fagaceae. Gene Ontology annotation, cellular component: membrane. The transcript has 15 exons. Gene Ontology annotation, biological process: defense response.
UGUAUUCUACUACAUCAAAAUCAUUUAUAUAGCUUCACACCUAGUUUUUCAUCUCUUCAAACUAUAUACUUCAUCAAUUUCAUACAUAGUUUCAAAUCUCUCAAAACUGUAAUCCAUCAACUCACGCGGGUUUCUAUGCUUUCCUAGUUUCAAAGCUCUCCAAACUAUACUUUGUCAACGAACCAAUAAAAAAUAUUUCCUUUUUGAUUCAUCCCUGGAGUUGAAUACCUCAUUCAAGAAUUUCCGGCGGCGAUCGAGCUCUAUAUAUGUUUUAUUGUUAAGCUCUCUCUAGCGGGAAAAGGUCUGGUAAUUUGAGGCCAUGGCAGGAGCAGCUGGAGGAAGAUCUUUAGAAGAAACACCGACUUGGGCUGUUGCCGUGGUGUGUUUCAUUUUGGUUCUAAUAUCCAUUAUCAUCGAGCACAUCAUUCAUCUCAUAGGAAAGUGGUUGAAGAAAAAACAUAAAAGAGCUUUAUAUGAAGCACUAGAAAAGAUCAAAUCAGAGCUUAUGUUAUUGGGAUUUAUAUCCUUGCUUUUAACGGUAGGACAAAGUCCCAUUUCAAGUGUAUGUGUAUCCCAGAAAAUUGGAGCAACAUGGCAUCCAUGCAGUAAGAAGCAAGAAGAAGCUCAAACUAAUUCUGAAACCAAUAGCCGGAGGCUACUAACUGUAUCGGAUUCCGACAAAGGGUUUCGGCGCAUUUUAGCAGGCGCAGCCUCAUCUACAGAUAAAUGUGCAGCCAGGUCUAUGGUCCCAUUUGUGUCCAAAGAUGGUAUUCAUCAACUACACAUUUUUAUCUUCGUGUUGGCUGUAUUUCACGUCCUUUAUUGCGUUCUCACACUGGCUUUGGGUAGAGCCAAGAUGAGAAGUUGGAAGCAUUGGGAGACUGAAACAAGAACAGCUGAGUACCAGUACUCACACGACCCAGAGCGAUUCAGGUUUGCAAGGGACACAUCAUUUGGGAGAAGACACUUGAGCUUUUGGACCAAAACACCUGCUCUCAUGUGGAUAGUUUGUUUCUUCAGGCAGUUUGUCAGGUCGGUUCCUAAAGUUGAUUACUUGACCUUGAGACAUGGAUUUAUCGUGGCACAUUUGGCACCUCAAAGCCAUCAGAAAUUUAACUUCCAGAAAUAUAUCAAAAGAUCAUUGGAAGAGGAUUUCAAGGUUGUUGUGGGAAUCAGCCCUCCUAUCUGGUUUUUGGCAGUGCUAUUCUUGCUCUUUAACACUCAUGGCUGGAAAUCUUAUCUAUGGCUACCAUUUAUCCCAUUGAUUGUCAUACUAUUAGUUGGGACCAAGCUACAGGUGAUCAUAACCAAAAUGGCAUUGAGAAUUCAAGAGAGAGGAGAGGUUGUGAAGGGCACCCCAGUGGUUCAACUAGGUGAUGACCUCUUCUGGUUCAAUCGCCCUCGCCUCAUUCUCUACCUCAUUAACUUUGUUCUAUUUCAGAAUGCCUUUCAGCUUGCUUUCUUUGCAUGGGCUUGGUAUGAAUUUGGGUUGAAAUCAUGUUUCCACGAUAAGACAGAGGAUAUCAUCAUCAGAAUCUCAAUGGGGGUCCUCAUACAAAUUCUCUGCAGUUACGUUACUCUACCACUCUAUGCCCUCGUAACACAGAUGGGUUCAACCAUGAAACCAACUAUAUUCAAUGAAAGAGUAGCCUUGGCUUUACGCAACUGGCACCACUCAGCUAAGAAGCACCUAAGGGAGAACAAGGGGUCUGUAUCUGUAACACCUAUGUCUAGUAGACCAGCAACCCCAUCCCACCACAUGUCCCCGGUUCAUCUCUUGCGCAACUACAGGAGUGAAAUGGACAGCGUCCAAACUUCACCAAGAAAAUCCAAUUUUGACUUAGAGCAUUGGGAAACCGAGUCCCCCUCCCCAUCACACCGCCACCGGCCGACAGGCGAUGGCUCAUCCUCUUAUCACCACCACCAAAUGGACAAAAGUAACAUAGAGUUUGAUAAGAAUGUUAAUGAGGCCGUGACAUUGAGUCAACUGGCUCCAAUACCACAACCAGCUCGUGCACAACAUGAAAUUGAUAUCGGACUAAAAGACUUUUCAUUUGAUAAAAGAACAAGUGCUUGAAAGAAAGAAAUGAGUUUUCGCUACAUUGAAAUUGAUUGGAGAUAAUGUCGAUGAGGAAGAAGAGGGACAUGGAUGAUGCCAUGAUUGGAGUGAACGUACAGAUCGGGGAAUUGUUUUGAGUUGCAUCAUCUUGUAAUAUGCUUUUGAAAAAUUUGAAAUGAAAAAUAGAGAUACUGAUGUGUUCAAUUUUUCCA